Molecule: messenger RNA, 3466 nt
Organism: Ylistrum balloti
Lineage: Eukaryota; Metazoa; Mollusca; Bivalvia; Pectinida; Pectinidae
Product: cell division cycle 5-like protein
Exons: 20
Coding region: 34-2457 (807 amino acids)
Biological process (GO): regulation of transcription by RNA polymerase II; mRNA splicing, via spliceosome
Cellular component (GO): Prp19 complex; spliceosomal complex
Molecular function (GO): RNA polymerase II transcription regulatory region sequence-specific DNA binding; DNA-binding transcription factor activity, RNA polymerase II-specific
Source: RefSeq, a predicted model, not a curated record
GUUGUUUGCAGGUCCCCCACUCAAAGAUCCAAGAUGCCGAGAAUAAUGAUCAAAGGUGGUGUGUGGCGGAACACCGAGGAUGAAAUUUUGAAGGCUGCUGUUAUGAAAUAUGGGAAAAACCAGUGGGCAAGAAUCGCAUCACUGCUGCACAGAAAGUCUGCCAAACAGUGUAAAGCCAGAUGGUUUGAAUGGUUGGACCCUAGUAUCAAGAAGACAGAAUGGAGCAGAGAAGAGGAGGAAAAAUUGCUACAUUUGGCCAAGCUGAUGCCAACACAAUGGAGAACAAUUGCCCCUAUCAUUGGACGUACUGCUGCCCAGUGUCUGGAGCAUUAUGAAUACUUACUAGAUAAAGCACAAAAUCGCGAUGAAUCUGAGGAUGAUCCAAGGAAACUUCGACCAGGAGAGAUUGAUCCAAAUCCAGAAACAAAACCAGCCAAGCCAGAUCCUGUGGACAUGGAUGAAGAUGAGUUGGAGAUGUUAUCUGAAGCCCGUGCUAGGCUAGCAAACACACAGGGUAAAAAAGCCAAACGUAAAGCAAGAGAAAAACAGCUGGAAGAGGCAAGGAGAUUGGCAGCUUUACAGAAGAGACGUGAGCUGAGGGCAGCGGGUAUUGACAUCAAGAAACAGAGGAAGAAGAAGAGAGGAGUUGACUACAAUGCUGAAAUUCCAUUUGAAAAGAAACCUGCUCCAGGUUUCUACGAUACUUCUGAGGAAGUAUAUGUGGCAGAAGAACCCAAUUUCAAGCGUCUCAGACAACAAAAUCUUGAUGGAGACCGCAGAUCAGACAAGGAAGAGAAAGAGCGAAGGAAGGACAAACAAAAACAGAAGAAGAGAAAAGAGAACGACCUACCAGGAGCUAUUGCCAGCCAAAGCAACUUUCAGGAACCAGUAAAGAAAAGGAGCAAGUUGGUGUUGCCUUCCCCUCAGAUAUCUGAUGCUGAACUUGAGGAGGUUGUGAAGGUCGGUCAGGCCAGUGAGUAUGCACGUCAACAGGCUGAGGAGAGCGGAACCCAGGAUGGGGCAAGUCAGGCCCUCCUCCAGGACUACAGUCUCAACCCUACAGCUACCAACCUGCGCACCCCAAGGACUCCAGCACUGCAGGACAACAUCAUCCAGGAAGCGCAGAACAUAAUGGCGUUGACUGUAGUUGACACACCCCUAAAGGGUGGACUAAACACACCUCUGACCGAGUCUGAUUUUAGUAGUGUUACUCCCAAACACAAUCUACCACAGACUCCAAACACAAUGAUCGCCACACCAAUGAGGACUCCAGGCCCAGGGGAGGGACCAGGAAUGACCCCUCAGAUGGUUGGGGGGAUGACACCUAGGGGAAUGCCCGGACAACAGACACCUUUGAGGACACCAGUUAGAGACAAACUAAACAUCAACCAGCCCGAGGAGAACUUUGAUAUGGCAGUCAGUGACCAGUUCUAUCAGCAAGACCUAAAGAAACAGCUGAAGCAAGGUCUUGCCAGUCUUCCGCGUCCAAAGAAUGAUUACGAGAUUGUAGUCCCUGAGGACAUGGAGCAGACGGGCGACGAGCAGAUGGAGACUGACACAUAUGUAGAAGACCAGGCUGAUGUGGACCAGCGCUACGAGGAGAUCCAACAUGCCAAACGUAUGAAGGAAUUACGACUCCGUUCCCAAGCGGUGCAAUUGGAUCUUCCUCGGCCAGCAGAUAUCAACAAAAACAUCCUACGUGUGGUAGGACCAGGUGACCCACCUCUGCUGGAACUACAGAAGGCAGAAGAGCUGAUCAAAAAAGAGAUGCUGACGAUGCUACAUUAUGAUGCUGUGUACAGCCCCACACCAGGGCAGCUGGGAGUCAACCCCAACAGUAAAAAGCCAAGCCAGAAGGGUGUGGUGAAUCAGGCCCAACAUCUAGCUUAUCUAGAGCAGCAUCCUUAUUCCAGCUACACUGAGGAUGACAUUGAUAUGGCCAAGCAGCUGCUGAAAAGAGAGAUGGAGGUGGUAAAGACAGGCAUGAACCACGGAGACUUGUCUAUAGAAUCCUACUCGCAGGUGUGGGAGGAGUGUUACUCCCAGGUACUCUAUCUCCCCUCACAAAACCGCUACACACGUGCCAACCUCGCAAACAAAAAGGACCGCAUAGAGUCACUCGAGAAACGUCUUGAGGGUAACAGAGCACACAUGACCAAAGAUGCUAAACAAGCAGCAAAGCUAGAAAAAAGAUUAAAGAUCCUUCUCGGAGGCUAUCAGUCACGUUCCCAAGGUUUGAUUAAACAGAUUCAUGAUGUUUAUGAACAAAUUGAGCAGACCUUUGUGGAGCUGAAAACAUUUGAAAAUCUGCGACAACAUGAGUUAGGAGCUAUACCAAAACGAUCAGAGUCUUUAACAGAAGAUGUACAGAGACAGACAGAGCGAGAAAGAGAGUUACAAAAAAAGUUCAGUGAGCUUCAGUACAGAAAAGACAUACUGCAGUACGAGAGGAGGUGAAAGGACAUUGACAGUGAGCUUCAGUACAGAAAAGACAUACUGCAGUACGAGAGGAGGUGAAAGGACAUUGACAGUGAGCUUCAGUACAGAAAAGACAUACUGCAGUACGAGAGGAGGUGAAAGGACAUUGACAGUGAGCUUCAGUACAGAAAAGACAUACUGCAGUACGAGAGGAGGUGAAAGGACAUUGACAGUGAGCUUCAGUACAGAAAAGAUAUACUGCAGUACGAGAGGAGGUGAAAGGACAUUGACAGUGAGCUUCAGUACAGAAAAGACAUACUGCAGUAGGAGAGGAGGUGAAAGGACAAUGACAUUGUCAUUUAUAGAAAAGACAUUUCAGCAUGAGAGGAUGUGAAAGAAACUUGAUGUGAAUUGUAGAAAAUAUGUUUGAGAAGAAUUUACAUGAGUUGGAUAGAAAAGGCAUUCUUCAGAGAAGAGGAAAGAAAAAAAGAAGAUAAUGUUGAUUGAAUGUGUUCUGUUCAAAUAUGAAUGCAAUUGUUUGGUGUAUGGAUGAUAGAAAAACAGUCAAGGACAGAUGUUGUGAAAUUUACUUCAACUGAUAUAGAGAAGAAAAUUGUGAAAUAUGAAUGAUUAUAGUAAAUAUUAUAGAUAGUAGUUCACUACCAGUUUGGCUUAAAUAGGUCACUGUGACCUACAUCCGAGGAAAUGCAUUUUAGGUAAAGUUGUGAAUUGUUUUGGGAGAUCCCGUAACCCAUAGGAAGCUCUCGUCUUACUCUUAAUUCUAACGUGAAGUAAGUGUAUAAGCGUAUCUGUUUAAUAGUCUAUAUACUCCGGGACCUGAACGCCUCACCUAUAAAUCAGGGGGGGUUACUCUUUGUGAUUUGCGACAAAUGUUUCUCAUUGGACAAUGUGUAAAUUUUCAGUAAGAAGCCACAUUGACUCAACAGCAGUCAUUUUGUUCAACCAGGAAGCAAAAGUGGCAUUAUAUUAAUGCUUGUAAUAUAAUAGCUUGCAUUCCAAAUUUUGAAUAAAAUGAGACAAUACCAAC